GUCUAUUCCCGGCAGCAACUGCGGGAUCGAACAUUCUCCAAUUGCUUAACAAUUUUCGUUCAUUCACGUCUUCAAUUUACUCUCACCACUUCACUUCGUGCCUUAAUUCCAGCCUGUCUCACACGCGUAGCCACAACAACACCUCACCUCCGCUCACCGCAAAUUCGAAUUUUUUUUUUUUCCAAAGGCCCGUUCGCCUUGCAUCGCCGAGCUCCAAGCUCUCGCCGGGCACUCCGCCGACGCGCCGCGCGCACUGGCUAGGUAGACGACCAGCUCACCCCCCUCCCGCAACUACCUCACGUACACCACAAUAUCCACCAUGGCUACCGAUGCCCGGCCACUGAAGGGCAUUCUCAAAAAGGCAGCAGCCGGAGCCACCGCCUCCGGCAGCGGCGCCGCCAACGCCGUCCUCAACCCCCGAAAACAAGACCCACGCGAAAUCGCCCUCCAGCACGCCCGCAUCAUCCAGCAGCGCAAGGACCUCGAGCUCCAGAUCCUCGAGAGCCUGGCCGAGCUCUCAGAGUACCCCACCGAGCGCGGCAGCAGAACCUUCUCCGCCGCCAACCCGUCCCCGCGCGACGUCGCCGACUUCAAAGCCAACAUCCGCCUCUUCCAGCCGUCAGACUACGAUGACCUCAUUGAGGAGCGCAACGUCAACGGCUUGUGCGGGUACACCCUCUGCGCGCAGCCGAAGCCGAUGGCCUCGAAAGGUGGCGAGUGGAGGCUCGUCAACUUUGGCAAGGCCGAUUUUGAUAUCGUCAAUCGCAAGGAGUCGGAGAAGUGGUGCUCCAAGGACUGCCAGCGCAGGGCGAUGUAUAUCAAGGUGCAGCUCAACGAGUCGGCUGCAUGGGAGCGGGCCGGUUUGCCUGAUAUUGAGAUCGAGCUAUACGGAGAGGAAAAGGCGAGGCAGGAGGACCCUGCAACGCAAGCUUCGCGCGAUCUCGCAAGUCUGAAGUUGGAGGAUGGCAGAAGGGCGGCUGACGAAUCUGCCACAUUGGCCUUGGAAAGAGGAGAGACGCGGGAGGCGGGACAACCAGGCAAAACUUUCACUCUUGCCAUCAGGGAGAGGGAGGUCAAGCCACCGACAGAGCAUGGCGUGUUUGGAGAUCCAGACGAUGCUCAUUUGUUUGUUGAGGGCCACCGGCCGGGAGCUGGUAAGGCGCAAGCCAUCGCCGAGGCGUCCCAAUUUGAAGCACAACGUGACCAAGAUAUGUCAUGAUGUAGUUUUACGGGUGGCGGGAUACCAGAGGUAGUUGGAGCGUGGGGGGGGGGGGG
This is a messenger RNA of Colletotrichum phormii, 1275 nucleotides long. RefSeq names its product Rtr1/RPAP2 family protein. Gene Ontology annotation, cellular component: nucleus; cytoplasm. The coding region runs from base 320 to 1219 and encodes 299 amino acids. NCBI's taxonomy places the organism in Eukaryota, Fungi, Ascomycota, Sordariomycetes, Glomerellales, Glomerellaceae. Gene Ontology annotation, molecular function: RNA polymerase core enzyme binding; RNA polymerase II CTD heptapeptide repeat phosphatase activity. The transcript has a single exon. The record is from RefSeq and is a predicted model, not a curated record.